CGUCUACCUUUGGAUUCAUAAAUUGAUAGAGCCAACAAGAAAUCAAACCACCCUCCUCAAUUUAUCCUUCUUCAUUUCAUUUUCGACCGCCGCAAGCAAUUUACGAAUUUUAAUCCCUAUUCUCCCGUUUCAAGAAAUAAAAUUCAAAAUCUUAUCUAAAACAUACGAAUUUUUCGGAUUUGUUUUAGCUAAAUUUAGCAUUUGAUCCAAAUUUUAAUUAGUUUUCAGUUUCGGAUAAGGUUAUUUAUACUCGUUUCAUCUCUGUGUGUUUGUGGCGAUAAUGGAGGUUUCGGUAAUGGGUAGUUCUCAGGCAGCUAUCAGCAGAAGUGAAUUAUUAGGUUACGGGGAGCUGAUUAGAUUCGCUGUCCGUAAUAAGAAAAACAAUUUUAACAGUGUUCGUUUGUUUAAUUCUUUUAGAAAAUCUUCUUCUCUGCGGUUUACUUUAAACGCUGUUCAAACGCAAACUCUUCGGUCCAACAACGGCAGCAGCAGUAACCUGUUUGAUUGUCCUGUCUCUUCUCCAUCUUCCAAUUCGCAAGAUGGUGUGAGAUUAUUCGUGGGUCUGCCGUUGGAUGCAGUUUCCGACUGCAAAACGAUCAACCAUGCGAGAGCUAUUGCAGUAGGACUUAAAGCUCUCAAACUGCUGGGAGUUGAAGGUAUUGAGAUGCCAGUCUGGUGGGGAGUAGCUGAGAAGGAAGCCAUGGGAAAGUACGAUUGGUCUGGAUACCUUACUCUUGCAGAAAUGGUUCAGAGUGCUGGUCUUAAGCUCCAUGUAUCACUCUGCUUCCAUGCUAGUAAACAACCUAAGAUCCCACUCCCUGAGUGGGUAUCUCGAAUUGGUGAAUCGGACCCUGAUAUUUUUUAUAAGGAUAGGUCAGGGAAUCGCUAUAGAGAGUGUCUGUCUUUGGCUGUUGAUAAUCUUCCCGUUCUUGACGGAAAGACGCCAAUCCAAGUUUACAAGGACUUCUGUGAGAGCUUCAAGUCUUUGUUCUCGCAGUUCCUGGGUUCGACAAUAACGGGCAUCACAAUGGGUCUCGGACCUAAUGGCGAGCUACGAUAUCCAUCUGAUCAUCGGGCAGCUGCAAAAAAUAAAAUCACUGGAGUAGGCGAGUUCCAGUGUUAUGACAAAAACAUGCUUAACCUUCUUAAGCAGCAUGCGGAUGCUACUGGAAAUCCUUUAUGGGGUCUCGGUGGUCCUCAUGAUGUGCCGAGUUAUGAUCAGUUGCCAAACUCGACCAGCUUUUUCAAGGACAACGGAGGAUCAUGGGAGUCUUCAUAUGGUAAUUUCUUCCUUUCGUGGUAUUCAAGCGAGCUCUUGUUUCACGGAGAUCGAAUCCUGUCCGUUGCCGCUGCAGCUUUUAGUGACACGGAUGUGACAGCCUAUGGAAAACUCCCACUUAUCCACUCCUGGUACAAAACUCGCACUCACCCUCUGGAGCUAACGGCUGGAUUCUACAACACUGUCCAUAGAGAUGGUUAUGAUGCAGUGUCGGAGAUUUUCGCAAGAAAUUCGUGCAAAAUGAUCUUGCCGGGAAUGGACUUGUCAGAUGAGCAUCAGGAAUCUCUGUCGAGUCCAGAGCUAUUACUUGCUCAAAUUAGAAAAGCUUGCAAAAAGCAUGGAGUUGAGGUUUCUGGGCAGAACUUGUCGGUUUCUAAAGCUUCCCAUCGUUUUGAGAAGAUAAAGAAAAAUGUAUCGGGUGAGAAUGCCAUAGACUUAUUCAUGUAUCAGAGAAUGGGAGCUGAAUUUUUCUCACCGGAGCAUUUCCCUAGUUUUACCGGAUUUGUUAGAAGUCUCAAUCAACUAGAAAUUCAUACGGACGAUCUUCUUGAGAAAGAGAGAGAAGCUGUUGAAUGUCCAGAAACCAGUUCAGAAUCAAGCAUUCAAAUGCAAGUAGCUUAAUUAGAAUAGUGGAUGUGUAUAUAGAUAUGGAAUUAGUAUUGAACUGUCUAUUGUGUAUCAGAAGAUGAUGCUGUAUUUUGCAAAGCAUGCAAGAGUAGUAACUGUUACCAACUUAAUAACACAAAUUUGCCUCCCGUUGGAUAA
Messenger RNA from Mercurialis annua (annual mercury), 2044 nucleotides. Its product is annotated as inactive beta-amylase 9. The transcript is spliced from 3 exons. The record is from RefSeq and is a predicted model, not a curated record. NCBI's taxonomy places the organism in Eukaryota, Viridiplantae, Streptophyta, Magnoliopsida, Malpighiales, Euphorbiaceae. Gene Ontology annotation, biological process: polysaccharide catabolic process. Bases 281 to 1900 code for a protein of 539 amino acids. Gene Ontology annotation, molecular function: beta-amylase activity.